UGACUUGUCAAGUGCAAUGGCUGAAAAGAUUAUCGUGCAUGGUAAUACAUCUUGUAAAUUUGUGAUGUGUUUGAAAAUUGAUAAAUAUUUAGCAAUCGCGUAAAGUGUAUUUGAUGUUUCGUGUUCAUUAAAAUUUGUAAUUGCAGUCUAAUGUUACUAGUUUUCUUAUGUUAAACGAAAUCGAAACGAUAUCAAAAUAAAUUUUCCUUAAUCAGUUUUCUAAUAUUCUUAGAAAAAAUAUAAUAAUUCAAUUAUAUUCAUUAAAUACACGGUGAUAUCAUACGGAAUAAUUUUACUUCUAUGUAACUUUUAAUUUUUAUAAAUUUUUAAUAAGUUAUUAGAAAUGGAAUAUUCUGUUCGUCACAAAAUAUGAACAAGGUAUUUCAUGAUUUUAUUUAUUAAUAUAAUCAUUUAUAUAUAUUUUCUUAAAUAUUAUUAAUUAUUGGAAAAAGUUAAGAUAUUUCUGUGGAAAUAAAAAGUCGAUACUAUUAAUAAAGAUUAAAUCUGAGAUAUUGAAGAUCCCAAAAGUUUUUUUUUUUAAUUUGAUAUAUAAUUUUUAUCAAAAUAAAAUUAUACUUUGAAAUUUACAUAAAUUAAUUUGAUUUUAUCAUUAUAUGUACAUAAUUAUAUUAAUUAAUUAAAUACUAUUUUAAUUAAUUAUAAUUAUAAAACAUGAAAUUUUUAUAUAUAAAAUUAAUGGGUUCUAAAACGAAGCAUUAAUAGAAACCAAAGAACAAUAUGAAAUAUCAAUUCAAUAAACACAGGAUGCUAUUGGAUAAAAUGUAUAUAGAAGUCUUCUGAUUGGCUAACAACACGGUAGCUCAUUCAUCCUUUCUCCGUGAAAAUAGUAUUCAGUAUAUCAGUUGCCGGAGUUCAACUCGGAUGUUUUGGCAGCUGAUUUUAUUUCUUGCUUACGUCGAUGGUAAAAAUAUUUUGAAGUUUUAACUAUUCAUGCUAUUUGGGGAAUCGCUUAGUGUCGUGAAUGAAAUUUUGUGAAAUACUAUUGAUAGUGCAAAAUAUAUAAAAUAAACGGAUAUAUAUUAGUGUUUUGAUUACUUAAUAAACUAAAAGAUUUACAAUGGAUUCUGAAGAGGAAACAUAUGAUGAUGUUGAUUCUGGCAAUGAAUCUAGUGGAGAUGAUGUGGAUUUUGCAAUGGAAAUUGAAGCUGGAAAUCCAAGAGAACGAUCAACAGAUGUUGAUGAUUAUCCUUUUGAAGUUUUAUCAACAGAAGAAAUAGUGCAACAUAUGGUUGAUUCUAUUAAAGAAGUUAAUACAGUUGUAGAAAUACCAGCUACAACUACACGUAUUUUAUUAAAUCAUUUUAAGUGGGAUAAAGAAAAAUUAAUGGAACGCUUUUAUGAUGGUGAUCAGGAAAAAUUAUUUGCUGAAGCACGAGUUGUUAAUCCAUUUAGAAAGGGUCCAUUAAUAAAUAGAAAUCAAUCUUCUCAAAGCUCAUUGUCCAGAAGAACUUCAACAAAUGGUACUGAAGAAUGUGGAAUUUGUUUUACGAUUCAACCAUCUGCAAUGAUGACUGGACUUGAAUGUGGACAUCGUUUUUGUACUGGUUGUUGGGGAGAAUAUCUUACAACAAAAAUUAUGGAAGAAGGAGUUGGUCAAACAAUUGCAUGUGCAGCACAUGCUUGUGACAUUUUAGUUGAUGAUGCCAGUGUUAUGCGUCUUGUAAAAGACUCUAAAGUGAAACUGAAGUAUCAACAUUUAAUAACAAAUAGUUUUGUUGAAUGUAAUAGGUUAUUGAGGUGGUGUCCAUCUCCAGAUUGUAAUAAUGCUAUAAAAGUACAGUAUGUAGAAGCAAGACCAGUAACUUGUAAAUGUGGGCAUACAUUCUGUUUCCAUUGUGGAGAAAAUUGGCAUGAUCCUGUAAAAUGUCAUUUAUUACGUAAAUGGAUUAAAAAAUGUGAUGAUGAUUCUGAAACAUCAAAUUGGAUUGCUGCAAAUACAAAAGAAUGUCCAAAAUGUAAUGUUACUAUUGAAAAAGAUGGUGGAUGCAAUCAUAUGGUGUGUAAAAAUCAAAAUUGUAAAACUGAUUUUUGUUGGGUAUGUCUUGGACCUUGGGAACCACAUGGUUCUAGUUGGUAUAAUUGUAAUCGUUAUGAUGAAGAAGAGGCUAAAGCAGCAAGAGAUGCUCAAGAAAAAUCGCGAUCUGCAUUACAAAGAUAUCUAUUUUAUUGCAAUAGAUAUAUAAAUCAUAUGCAAUCAUUAAAAUUCGAAAAUAAACUUUAUGCAAGUGUGAAAGAAAAAAUGGAAGAAAUGCAACAACAUAAUAUGUCAUGGAUUGAGGUACAAUUUUUAAAAAAAGCAGUAGACAUUUUGUGUUCCUGUAGACAGACUCUUAUGUAUACUUAUGUUUUUGCUUAUUAUGUGCGAAAAAAUAACCAAUCUGUGAUUUUCGAGGAUAACCAAAAGGAUUUAGAGGGUACUACAGAACGUCUCUCUGAAUAUCUUGAACGAGAUAUUACAAGUGAAAAUCUUGCUGAUAUUAAACAAAAGGUUCAAGAUAAAUAUAGAUAUUGCGAUAGUCGAAGAAAAGUGCUUUUGGAACAUGUACAUGAAGGUUACGAAAAAGAUUGGUGGGAUUACGUCGAAUAGAAAUCUAAACCAACUUCGUUUUUCGGGCAUGCAAGACAAGAUUUCUCUCUUGACACUUUUGCCCUACCUGUGAUAAAUCAAGAAAGCUGACAGGAAAUAAAAAUAGAGCAUGUCACCAAGUGAUUUACGUGUUAGAUAUACUUUAAAUGUAAUAUGAUCUGUGGCAGCACAUAUAUCGUUAUGAAUUUUUAAAUUUAUUAAAAUUGAAUCCUAUUACCAUCAGGCUAAAUGUAAAAUACUUCCGUAUUAAUUAAUGAUACUAAUUUGCGCUUGCUGUGUGCUAUUUAUCGUUACAUGUUUCGAUCCUUCAUAAACAUGCCUUGCAAUAAUAUUUUCAAGUUUCGAAUGAAUUUUAUAUAUAAACAUGUCGGAUGAUAAACGGUGGUAAAGAAAUCGAACAGUGUGUUGCUGUACUAAACAAAAAUUUAUCAAAAA
Apis cerana (Asiatic honeybee) is the source of this 3043-nucleotide messenger RNA. RefSeq names its product E3 ubiquitin-protein ligase ariadne-1 (gene ari-1). Gene Ontology annotation, biological process: protein ubiquitination. Lineage: Eukaryota; Metazoa; Arthropoda; Insecta; Hymenoptera; Apidae. Gene Ontology annotation, molecular function: ubiquitin-protein transferase activity; zinc ion binding. The record is from RefSeq and is a predicted model, not a curated record.